Molecule: messenger RNA, 480 nt
Organism: Penicillium cataractarum
Lineage: Eukaryota; Fungi; Ascomycota; Eurotiomycetes; Eurotiales; Aspergillaceae
Exons: 1
Coding region: 1-480 (159 amino acids)
Source: RefSeq, a predicted model, not a curated record
AUGCAACCAAGCCUCGGCCUUCAAGUCACCCUGGCAUCCCAAUUGCCGAUUCUCCACGCACAACCUUCUCUUACCAUCCCAGUCAAAGUUUCUGUCCAUAACACUGGGAGUGACCCUGUGACAUUUCUGAAAUGGGGAACUCCGUUCGAUGCCCAUGCCGCAGUGUCGGGAGUCUUCGAAGUUUGUGAUACAGCCGAUGGAACGCUUCUAGCCUUAGAUGUGCUCAAAAUGUCCCGAAAGCUUCCAGCUUCGGCAGAAGACUUGAUCGAAGUUGCUGGAGGCCAAGUCCUGGACAAUAUGGUUGAGCUACGUGGGAUACAUUUCCAAGAAGGUCAUGACUACUCCAUUGUUACAAAAGGCAUUUGGCAUGCUAUCUGGAAGGAGCCACUCGCUAGCGUGACUGCGUCCCAAUUAGCGGAUUUCUCAGGGGCAAACCGCGGUGAGUUUCGGUCAAAUGUUGCACUUGUGAAGAUUGAGUAG